AUGGGCAGCCCACCAGCGAAGUCGCAUCCAUACGGUGACCUACGGGCGGUGCGAGAACUGAUGAUCGAGGCUGGCCUCUGCCGUGGCGUUGUGAAUCAGAACGUGGGCAGGAUCGUGCGAGCGUUCCGCUGGGCGGCGUCCGAGGAGUUGGUUUCCGCAGAGAUCUGGUCGGGGCUUCGGGCUCUUCCAGGGCUGAAGGCUGGUAGGACGCGUGCGCACGAAAGGCCCUCGGUUCAGCCCGUGGCCGAUGAGCUGGUCGAUGCGACGCUGCUGGAGCUUUCGCCAACGGUGCGAGCCAUGGUUGAGCUCCAAAGGUCGACCGGGAUGCGCCCCGCUGAGGUGUGCAGCGUCCGGCCUGUUGACGUGGACCGUUCAGGCGAUGUCUGGGUCUUCCACCCGGUCGAGCACAAGACGCAGCACCAUGGCAAGGAACGCAGCGUCUUCAUCGGCCCACGAGGUCAGGAAGUUCUAAGGCCGUUUCUGUCUCGGGCAGUAGAGGAGUACUGUUUCCGGCCGACGCGGGCAGCGAGCAUCGUGAAAGCUGCCCGGCGGUACCGUGUUGACAGCUACCGUCGGGCGAUCCAGAGGGCCUGCGAACGGGCCGGUGUGGAGCGGUGGUCGCCCAAUCAGCUCAGGCACUCGUUUGCCACUAGGGCGCGGGCAGCCUAUGGGCUGGAGGCGGCACAGGUGCUGCUGGGGCACUCCUGCGCGCGGAUCACGGAGGUGUACGCUGAACGCGAUGCGGCCAAGGGUAUCGCGGCUGCAAAGGCCAUUGGCUAA
Messenger RNA from Ostreobium quekettii, 780 nucleotides. The record is from the annotation of a GenBank genome assembly. NCBI's taxonomy places the organism in Eukaryota, Viridiplantae, Chlorophyta, Ulvophyceae, Bryopsidales, Ostreobiaceae.